AUUCAUAUUUCUUGCACGUAAAGAUACUCUACGGCGAUUUUCUUUUUGACUUUUGUUUUUUUUUUCAGUAUCGAAACCUAAAAGCCUCAAAGGUUUUCGCCGGAGAGGAAAUUAUGCAGGGAUUGGCGGCGACCACCAACCGUGGCUCUCUUACAUUUAUCGCUCCCAGGAACCAUAGUCCAAUUCCAAAAAAGUAUGUGAAUCCAAGGGUGUGCUUCCCCAAAUUUGAUUCAUUACCAAAAUUAGGAUUGUCAGCAAGCUCAAAUUCACAGAGAUGUCCCCGAGAGAUUGCUCCUCUUUCAGCAAUGGACUUUGCAGCAGAAGCUGCAUCAACCAACCAGCUCUUUGCUCAUGGCUUGCCACCAUUGGCUCCUGGUCUGAGGAGACGCCGGAGACCACUAGAGCCCGCUAGAGCGUUUAAAGAUGACUUCUUCAAAAUCAAACUGCCAAAAAUAGCAGAGAGACCUGAAUGGUGGUGGAGGACAUUGGCUUGUGUCCCUUAUUUGAUAUCCCUUCAAAUAUCUGAUGUUGGUUUCUACGUCCAACCCUUUCUAGAAAAGCACGACGCCAUUGGAGACAUGAUUUAUUUCAUCCCGGGAGCGAUAAACAGAUGGCCGUCCUGGUUCUUCAUGGCUUACUGCUACUUGGGUUACAUGUGGGUGGUGAAGAACAAAGAAUUGCCUCAUUACUUUAGGUUUCACAUGAUGAUGGGUAUGCUUCUUGAAACAGCUCUUCAGAUCAUAUGGUGCACGAGCAAUUUCUUCCCGCUGAUUCAUUUCAAAGGACGGUUUGGGAUGUAUUAUUGGAUGGCGAUUGGAUUCACCUACAUCUGCUUGCUUCUUGAAUGCAUACGGUGCGCUCUCGGUGGAGUUUAUGCUCAGAUUCCUUUCAUGACCGAUGCUGCUUCCAUUCACACUCUCUUCAACUUGGGAGGUUUUCAGAGACCAAUCAGGUGAAAGGUGAAAAACUGGUGUUGCAUACUUGAAAUAGGAACAAGUCUUGUUCAUUCUCUCCAGAGGGAGGUUGUUGUGUCUUAUCGAGUCUAGUCUUAUGUGAAGUCUUUUUUAGCUUAGUGUCAGUGUCUCAUGUCAUGUGUAAAACAGAGCUUGGAAAUUUUGAUUAGCGAAAAACAAAUAUACAAGAAAAAU
This is a messenger RNA of Eutrema salsugineum, 1148 nucleotides long. Its product is annotated as protein TIC 20-IV, chloroplastic. Lineage: Eukaryota; Viridiplantae; Streptophyta; Magnoliopsida; Brassicales; Brassicaceae. The transcript is spliced from 3 exons. The coding region runs from base 114 to 956 and encodes 280 amino acids. The record is from RefSeq and is a predicted model, not a curated record.